This is a messenger RNA of Echinostoma caproni, 867 nucleotides long. Lineage: Eukaryota; Metazoa; Platyhelminthes; Trematoda; Plagiorchiida; Echinostomatidae. The record is from the annotation of a GenBank genome assembly.
UUUCACAGACUACGUUGGUUCGGGCAUGUGUUACGCAUGUUGCUGGAUAGGUUGCAACGAGUGCACUUUAUUCAUCCAAUGUUGACAGAAUUUUCAUUCUCUAAUUUCCUAUUUCAUCCCCAAUUUUCAUUCAUUCAGGUGGAUACUAUACUCACCUGGUUCAAAGUUCCAGAAGUGAUUGAGAAAUAUUUCCCCGGCGGAAUUUGCGGCCACGACAAACUCGGACGUCCGUUAUUCAUCGCCCCAGUCGGUUGCCUUGACCCGAAAAGUUUUCUGAAAUGUAUCACGCGUACAGAGUUUCUCCAGAGUCGAGUGUACGAAUUGGAACACAUCAUGAAAGUUGUCUUUCCGCAAGCCUCGGCUCGAGCAGGACGUCUCAUCGAUCAGCUAUCUGUGAUCAUGGACAUGCAAGGUCUUGGAUUAAAACACAUGUCUCCCAGUUUACUUACUAUUGUCUCCGAAUCGGUCACCGUACUUGAGUCCAAUUAUCCCGAAGUGUUGGGCACCUGCUUUGUUGUCAAUGCUCCACCACUCUUCAGUCGCCUUUAUGCCUUUAUCAAACCUUUGCUCAGUCGCGAAACACAGGAAAAGGUUCAGGUUUCGAUAUGUUGGAAUUCCGAUAUUCGGAUUUUUUCAAUGUACUCACAGAAAACAUCACUUGUUUCCUUCAGAGGAACAUUCAUAAAUAGUGAACUAACAUCCAACGGGAAUAUACGCCUGUGGCUUACUUCACCAUAUAUACACGAUAUAUCGCAUGCUUUAUCGUGUAUAUUCAAAAUAAGGAAUGGUCUGAUCGGCUGCCCGGUGGUCGAGCGGAUAGUAUGUGUGCGUUCUACCUGUGAGGUCCCGGGUUCGGUCCCCAAUUGA